Molecule: messenger RNA, 816 nt
Organism: Ogataea angusta
Lineage: Eukaryota; Fungi; Ascomycota; Pichiomycetes; Pichiales; Pichiaceae
Exons: 1
Coding region: 1-816 (271 amino acids)
Biological process (GO): transcription initiation at RNA polymerase II promoter
Cellular component (GO): transcription factor TFIIE complex
Source: RefSeq, a predicted model, not a curated record
AUGUCGGACCCGUUCGCUUCACAACUGAGCCAGUUCAAGAAGACUGUGCGCAACUCAUCCACCACCCUUCCCUCACAGCGUCGCAUAGUUGAUAAAUCCUAUCUAAAGCGCUCGAACGAUCCCGACAACGAUAAUGAAAUAAAAAGACCGAGAACAAGCGACUAUGAUUCUGCUCCUGCAAGCUCUCUUUCCAUACGUUUAAUGACCGCAUCCGACUUCAUCAAAACCAGUGACCAUCCAGUGAAAAUAGAUGAGCUUCAGCAGCAUAUCAAAUGUAAGGUGGAUCCUAAAUUAUUAAAGGUGCUCACGAACGUUGACAGAAUCAAGUAUGAUCCUGUGAACCAAACACUUGAGUACCUUUCGUUGCAUAACAUCAAAACUGGGGAUGAUCUGAUCAAGGUUCUUGAAAAUCAACCCACUUUUUCUGGCCUUUCGGUGAAGCAGCUGAAGGACGGAUGGAAUGGAUGUCUCGAGACUUUGGCACAGCUGGAGAAAGAAGAGAAGAUAAUUGUGCACAAGACUAAGAAAGAAAAUGCACCACGUCACAUUUGGUUGAAUGUUGGGUUCUAUAAACUUGAAAAUGUGGUGGAGCCAGAAUUCUAUGAUAUGUGGGCAAAAAUCAAGGUUCCCAAGGGUGAUGAUCUAGUAAGAAAAUUGAUUGAAACUGGAUCAAAGCCUACCAAUGUUGACCCAGAUUCCAUAAAGAAUAGGAAAGCUGCUCCAGUGCAAGAAAGGAAGCAAAAGAAGGCGAGAAGAGGAAAGAUCACGAACACACAUAUGAAAGGAAUUCUCAAGGACUACAGUAAAAUGUCAUGA